Molecule: messenger RNA, 8360 nt
Organism: Coregonus clupeaformis (lake whitefish)
Lineage: Eukaryota; Metazoa; Chordata; Actinopteri; Salmoniformes; Salmonidae
Product: rho guanine nucleotide exchange factor 12
Exons: 40
Coding region: 1711-6096 (1461 amino acids)
Biological process (GO): G protein-coupled receptor signaling pathway; intracellular signal transduction
Cellular component (GO): cytoplasm
Molecular function (GO): G protein-coupled receptor binding; guanyl-nucleotide exchange factor activity
Source: RefSeq, a predicted model, not a curated record
UGGUAAGCUGUUGGCCACGGCGAGGGCGUAGUUAUCCUGAUAUUUUGGGAAAUUGUAGAAAGUCGUGUAUUUUCUCCUCAAUAACAUAUCUGGAAACACAUGAUAAUAAUCACAUUAUUCUAAAGUGAUAACCGGCUCAGUGUUAUUAUUAUUUUUUUUUUUGUAAAUGAGAGAAUUCGUUUGCUAGCUAGCUAUUCUUGUUAGCAUAGCAUAGACAUCCAAGGGAAUUCUGCAGAGAAACAACUCAAAUUGUCUGAAUUCUGGAAACAUGGAGUCAAUGAAAACUGCGCUCCGUUAAGUUUUGUGGAUGUUUGCAACCCCGAAGGAGAUUUACAAUAAACAUUUGAAACGGUUCAUUAGCUCGUUAGGACUUCAUAUAUAUUCGACGGGACACGUUUUAUAUUUGUUGGGGAGCUUGUUUUGGCGAUUUCGUUUUUGGGAAUGACAUUCAGGAUUGUCGGAGCAUACGAAGCAAAGUUUUCUACUGAAAGAGAUCCCGUUUUUGUUGGUACUGUAGAUAGCUAGCUAGCCACGGUUGGCCGAGACUCAGCAGCAAGGUACAGUAGUUAGCUAAUGUAUUCAGUCGGCUGAAUUUCAAUUAUUUACUUUGUUUCGUAGCUAGCUAUCACUCGUAACUUUUAAGGAAAACGUAUAUUAUUGGACACGUUUCGAGUCUACUGUGGGACAAGGCGUCCCCUUUUCCACUCCCUGGAGUUAAAUAACCGCUAGCUAAUGUUAGAGUCUGGCUAGCUUCAAGCUAACUGAACUGAAGCUCCUAACAAAUUUAGAGGGGCACAUUGGCUAGCAAGCUAAAUAGUGUAAUAGCUAGCUGGAAACAACUAAUGCAUUUGCUAAAGCUAGCGAAUCAAGCUAAGAAUAUUACCUAGUUGUUAUUUUUAUGCAAUAAUUACUAACUAGUUAGCUAAUUCACAACACGGGUUUCAACUCAGACUUGUCAGUUUUUAGAAAUUCUCAUGGUCACGAGGGGCUGGCUGUUCGUCCACGGAUAAAGGCAAAUCUGGAGGCUGGGAACUGCAAAUGGGACUGACUCGAUUUUCAACAUCUUUAAAAAAAGAUACGCUGACUGUUAUUACACCAGGCCAGGUUAACUGGUUGUAUUUUCUAUAGGGUUUUACAUUUAGAAAAAUAAGUGUGAUGCGAACCAUUUUGAUUGACGUCAAAGGAUUCGUACAUGAAGAUAGAUGCAGAAAGAGUGAAAGUGGAGCCUGUAUCGAUAUUUUCCAAGGGAACACAUCAUUGUCAAUAGGAACAUCAUCCCUGACCCUGGUGUCUUGUGCGAAAAAGUGGAGAGCUGCACGACGUAAGACGAGGGCUGAUUAGAGGUCCUAAUUUAUCUCAAGAAAUUGCUACAGCAGCGAAAAUUGCAUUAUCAGUGGCUUCACUGAAUACGUACCAUUUCAUUGCAAAGGAUUGCAAAACUAUUACAUUUAGGUCUUGAAAUCAGUAUUAGGACAUACCCAGACAUUAUUUUUCACUGGGAGUCUAUCGCCGACAAUGAAGGUGUUUUCAUAACGUUGUUAUUUGGAGAUUCAGCUCUCAAUGUUGUUGAUUUUUAUGUCAUCACCUUUUUCAUUCAUCUCAUCAACGUAGACGGAUGUUAGGGAAGGACUCCUCAAAGAGUCUGUCUUAUCAUACUUUGGAAAAUGAUAAUUGGAUGUAAAUCACAGCAAAUCUAGAAACGGAAGCCCAAUGAGCGACACACAGUCCAGUAUCACUGAUAGGUUUCCCAAUAAAGCAAACAGAAGCAGUAGCAUUUUCAGUAAAGACCACCCCCCUGACAAGAAACCCAAAAGUGAUAAACCGGCAGUCUCCGCUUCACAUGAGUUUGACCCUACAGAUGUUCUGGUGCAGAAGAGUGACUUUCUUCUAGCGGAGGGGAAGCCCGAGUCCUGUGGGCUUGUCCAGCGAUGUGUGAUCAUUCAGAAAGAUGAGAAUGGCUUUGGGCUGACUGUGAGCGGAGACAACCCAGUGUUUGUGCAGCUCGUCAAGGAAGAUGGCGCUGCAGAGCGUGCGGGUGUACAGACGGGUGACCGGAUCAUCAAGGUGAACGGGACCCUAGUAACACAUUCAAACCACGUGGAAGUAGUACAGCUCAUAAAAUCGGGCUCCUAUGUGGCCCUCACAGUGUUGGGGCGACCUCCUGGGUUGCCCCAGAUCCCCCUGUCGGAGGGCGAGGCUAAGUUGGGGUUCCCGGGGGCCCAGACAAGGUCAUCCUCUGUCACCUCUCCAAACUCCCCGGGACAGCCAACGGGGGAGCGCCCAUACAGCCCCCAUGACCGCAUCACCUCUCCUCUACUGAGAUGGGAAGAGAACAACAGCGUACACAACCAAAAGGUGGACAUCCUGCAGAAGAUGUUGUCCAAGGAGCAACAAGAUUUGCAGGCAAUGAAGGAGGAGUACAGCAGGAAUCCAACGCCCAAACUACUGAAGGACAUCCAGGAAGCCAAGAAGCACAUUCCACAGCUGCAGGGGCAGCUGAGUAAGGCCACUGGGGGAACACAGGAUGCCAUGCAAUUGGGCGACGGAGAUGACGGCAGCAUGGUGGACAUGGACCACACACCUUCCUCCAGGGGGGACAGUAGCAACGACCUCUCGUGGAGCAGCAGUACCAUGUCCCCUGAUCUCCGCGGUUUUGCACCUGCCUCCCCGGAGAGCCUGUACCAAAGAGACUUGUUGUCCUACCACAGCCCAAAGAGCACGCCCCAAGACCGCUUCAACUCUUGCCACUCCCCCGACCCAGAAGACACUCCAGACCUGGACUCCCUGUCCCCCUCCACUGUUAGCAGCCCCUUCUCACGCUUCGUCUCCCAGAUCAUCGGAGCUGAGGACGACUACUUUGACUCUGAUCAGGAACAGGUCAAUGGCCAGUGCAGCUGUUUCCAGAGCAUGGAGCUGCUCAAGUCCAGACCUGCCCACCUGGCAGCAUUCCUGCAUCAUGUCGUCUCACAGUUUGACCCUGCACCGCUGCUCUGCUACCUCUACGCUGACCUGUGCAAGCAGACCAACUCCAAAGAAACCAGACGGGUGUUCAUGGACUUCCACAACUUCUUCAUCGACCGGGGAGCUAAUUUAAAAGUAGUUGUUCCCGAGUCCAUCUCCUCUGACCUUGACCGGCGGAGGACGGAGCUGAUCCCUGAGGAGCUGAACAGACAGUACGUCCAGAUGGUGCAGGACACCCUGCUCCCUGACAUCCAGCGGAACCUGGAGGACUUCAGGCAGAAGCGCAGUAUGGGCCUAACCCUGGCAGAGGGGGAACUGGCCCGGCUGGACACGGAGCGCGUCAGAGACCGGGUAGCACUGGAGAGAGAACGCUCCUGUGCUGAAAACAUCAUCACCAAGAUAGAGGAUGUCCUGUUGACAACUCAAUCCACAGAGGAGGAGAAAUGCACUACUAUGCAGUACGUCAUCCUCACGUACAUGAAGCACCUUGGCGUGAAAGUCAAAGAACCACGCGGCCUUGAGUCCAAAUGGGUCCGCAUCAACUUCCUCCCCAAGAUCAAGAAGAGCAUCAAGACCGAGAAGGAGGGAGGGGAGGAGAAGGUGAAACGAACCAGGUUUCCCAGCAUCCUCGGGCCUCCACGCCGGCCGAGCCGCGUCGACCCCACGUCCGUCGGCAAGGCCAUGGACCUCAACAAGCCGCGGCCACAGAAGCAGCUGUCCCAGCCCUGCCUGGGGGCCCUGGAGCACCUGGAGGCGGGUCGCCUGAGGGCCAGUCAGUCCAGCGAGGGCUCAGAUCUCACACAUUCCUCCUCUACCAACGCCACCUCGCCACCCAACAGCACCACCAACAGCCAAGUCUCUGACGGAGGCAGCAGAGACUCUGAGUUUGUUGUGACCUCUAACUCUGCCUUCCCCAAACUGAGCGAGGGUCUUGGAGACCUGGACAGUCUACAGAACACUCCAAACACACACUUUGACUACAGCCUGAGCCCCUACAGCCUGGACCAGCUGCAGGAGGAGGACCGGGAGAGCGGGUUGGAUGGCCUUGGCUCUACAGAGGUGCAGAGUGAAGACGACCAAGGAGGAACGGACUCUGAGCACGACCCCCUCAACUGGCAGCAGCUAGUGGGACGAGAGGUCCUGGCCGGACUCAGGCCCCACGAGAUCAAGAGACAGGAAGUCAUUAACGAGCUGUUCUACACUGAGAGGGCCCACCUGCGGAUGCUCAAGGUGCUGGACAACAUCUUCUACCAGAAGCUCACCAGAGAGGCCAUACUGCCUCCUGCCGACGUCCAGACCAUCUUCACCAACCUGGAGGACAUUGUUCAACUGCAUGUUUUGAUAUCUGAGCAAAUGGCAACAAUUCGGAAAAGGAAUGAGACAUCCGUAAUCGACCAAAUAGGAGACGACUUGCUGUCCUGGUUCAGCGGGGGCGAGGAGGAGAAGAUCAAGCAGGCGGUGGGCACGUUCUGCAGCAACCAGCCCUUUGCUCUGGAGCUCAUCAAGAGCAGGCAGAAGAAGGACUCGCGCUUCACCUCCUUCAUGCAGGAGGCUGAGAGUAACCGACUGUGUCGAAGACUCCAACUGAAGGACAUCAUUCCUGUGGAGAUGCAGAGGCUCACCAAGUACCCUCUCCUACUGGAGAACAUCGCCAAGUACACAGAUGACACCGUGGAGAAAGAAAAGGUAAAGAAGGCGGGUGACUGCUGCAGGAAGAUUCUCAACCACGUCAACCAAGCUGUGAAGGAGUCUGAAAACAAACAGAGGCUGGAGGACUACCAGAGGAGGCUAGACCUCUCGUCUCUGAAGCAGACGGAGAACCCCAUGAUUUCAGAGCUCAAGAACCUGGACCUGACCAAGAAGAAGAUGGUCCACGAGGGACCACUGUCAUGGAAGGUCAACAAGGACAAGACUAUUGAGCUGUACACCUUGCUCCUGGAGGACAUCUUGGUACUGCUGCAGAAGCAAGACGAGCGCCUCAUCCUCAAGUGCCACAGCAAAAACCUGUCGGGCACCGCUGACACAAAGCACAUCUUCAGCCCCAUCAUCAAGCUCAACGCGGUGCUGGUGCGCUCUGUGGCCACAGACAACAAGUCGUUCUUUGUUCUCUCAAUGUCGGACAACGGGGCCCAGAUCUACGAGCUGAUGGCCCAGACCGUAUCAGAGCAGAGAAUGUGGCAGCGGCAGAUCACCCAGAGAGCGGACGCCAUGAAAGUGAAGCCGCACAGCAUCAUCCACUUACCUCAAACGGAUGGAGAGAGAGACGGUGUUGAGAUCAUCACUGCAGGCGUAGCCCGACUCAGUAAGGACCCGGACCGCAUCUCCUCUGGAAGCAGCCAGUCUAUAGAUAAAGAGUGCAGCGCUGCCCCUUGUGGCGUGAUGCAGACCCCUCUCCCAGAUGCCAACCUCUUUGUAGGACUCAAGGCCGAGGAGGAGCCCAGUCGGGAAGAGGGGCUUUAUGGGGACCCGGAUCGUGCAAAUAGUCUCCCCUUCCGCAUGGCCGUAGACGGGCUCAGCGAAUCGGAAGGGCUGGGCUUCAGUACUUCUAGAGCUGACGAUGCCUUAAAGACAUUGUCGGCGCUGAAGCAGGUCCUGGUGACCCAGCUGAUGUCGCAGGAGGAGUGUGAGCGUGCUGGGCGCACCUCCUCGGGGGGCGGCCGUCUUCUCAGGACCACGUCCCUGAGGACCCCCGUGGACAGCCGUGCCCGGGUGGCGGUGCAGAACGGCUCAGGGAGGUGCACCCAGGCCAGCCACCCCGAGGACCCGGCUCAGGACCUGGUGUCUGGGGACACGGGCUUCUUUGAGUCCCCUGAGGAUUAUGCAGGGUACCUGGUCCUGGAGGGCUACGGGGGCUUGGGGGAGAGCAGCACGGACGACGACCUCCAGUCCACGGGGAAGCAGCUGAGCGCCUCACGGGGCUGCGGGGCAGGAGACUCUGGGAUCAGCCUGAGGUUUUCCUCCGCCUCACAGGCAGGUAGCAUCUGCAGCUUCAGCCGACAGGUCCUGUCCCACCUCCGCAACCUGCAGACCAACCUCAACCACCUCAAGGAGGUAGAGGCCAAGUAUCACAGUCUACUACGCCUAAGGCCGGCCAGGUCAUCGACAGACGUGGAAGAUAACAAAGAUAAGAGAUAGCCGCGGAACUCCAAGCCCCUCCCUUCCCAGGCCUCUGCAUCAUGCAGUGAAGAUGGAAGAGUUGAUUUCUGCCUCCCUGCUGUCUUGUUGUUCUGGAUGUCCUCUAUUAGCUUGUCCACUCAACUGCUGAGUACCCCCCUCCUCCCACCGUGGUUCUCCCCGAGAGACUGAGCUUGAGCGAGAGACAGUUGGAGGAAGGGGGGAUUUCUCUGGAUUUCUCCCCCCGCCCCCUCCGUCAGCACAAGGCAAUCAGGGAAGAGGGACUGUCCCGAAUCCACUGCUGCGUGUCCCCACUCCAAUUGCUGUGGGUCGCCCAGUGCCUCCCCUCCCAUUUCUCUCUACUCCUAGUCAUCCCUGCAAGAAAGAGAACUAUACCAAAAUGUACAAAGCUGUGUGUUUAGGAUAUAUAUUAAAAACAGAAGCGAGAAGAAAAAGGAACAUUUUAAGAUUAUGUAUUAUGUUUUUUUUUAUCUCAAGAUGUAUUUAUUUUAUUUUUUGUGUUUUCCCGUGUUGCUUGCAUGCUUUUUUGGGCAAUUUCGACCUCCUUUUAGGCUGCUCCACCUGCGUUAGUGCGCACACUAUCCUAUCCUUAAUGAACACAGGAAGAAUAUGAUUGGACUGAGAGGGCAUAGUGGGCAUAGAGUUGCACUUUGUGUGGAGCCCCCAUAGGAUGGUGUUUAAGCAGCAUGGCAAAGUCAGGGGCUCUGUCCUGGUCCUCAGUGCAUUUUUACACCUAGCUAAAACUCAUCCCUCCCACUCCUGUUGGUAGUAAUUCCUGGUUUCCCUCUCUGUUCUGUCCAUGCUACUGCUGAUGUGCCAGUGAUCUGAUAAUGUCACAAAGUUCACACAUUUAUAAACUAUCAAGUUGGAAGGUUACGCAUAACUUUAAUAAAAAAUGCCAUGACACAUUUCUUAACCUAAACACGGUUUAUUCCUUUAGUCCUGUUCUCUUUGCUUAGUUUUAUUCCCAAUAUGGCUUUGUGGUCAGAAAUGGGGAUAGACUUCAAACGUUCUCACCUUCCCUUACUUCUGACCCUGUAGAUAAAUCACUAAAACUAUUUGAUAAACAAGGAGACAAGAUGGGUCAGAAAGAAACACCAAGUUACUUGGACUGCAGGACGUACUGCCCUGUGGCAGUGGGAGUUUUUUCAGCAGCAGAAUUUUCCGCCAAAGUGAGGUAACUAUUGGAGGACAAUGGAGUUAGCCUACUCAUGAAAUGUAACCAUCAUAGUAAAUGUACAGCCCUUUUCACUACAGUUUUGCUCAAUACUGACCAAUCAGGUAGGUAGUGAACAAAAUAGUGCAGCCUAUGAGUUUGACCAUGUAGGAACAUGUUGCUAAGCUUUUGUUAGGUAACUACAUUUGGUUUGACCCAUUAACAGUAGUUUUAUAUUUCUCAGAUUUCGAAUCCUCUUUUUUUUUAUUUUUUUUAUUUACUAUUACAUGGAAUACCAUUACUUAAUUAAUCAAGAAAAAGGCUAUCAGGUUGUCCUUGUUCUCCUAUAUGAAGAUGCAGUCACUUGACAUACGCCAGUAGGGGGCAGGCUUUUACCAUCUACCAGAUAGACAGAAGGAGGACCCACCCUGAAACCUGUGUUCUUUUGCUGCUAAAUUUGUAUCUAGUCUAUCAUUGUAUGAUUCAGCUCAAAGUAUCAAAUUAAAGAUUUUCUUCAGGCAUCUGUCUGAAAGCUCAGCUACUGUCUGAAAGGUUGAUAGCUAGAUAUCCCUGAGAGAAAAUGCUAUUGUACCCUGUUACUGCAAAGCAAUGUAAUGUCUGAAGAACUAAAUCUGCUUUGGAGUUUGACUUAUGUAGUUAUCAAGGGUUUUGAGUUAGAUCUAGACUGCCUGACAGUGUGUGCACAUUACUUGAUGAUUUUACAUCUCUUGCUGGAGAGGAAAGACCGAAGCCUCUACAAAGGGUUAACCUCUAAUUACUUCUCCUUUGAGUGACACAUCUCCUGCCUCUGCCUCUCCUCCUGAAGACAUUCUGCACCGAAAUGGAGACCGAGAAGAGAGAGGGAUGGUAAUUGAUUGUCACACUUUCCACAUGCAUCUGUCAAUUACCUAAUUGAAGUUCUAGACAGGUGUGCGCUGUCACAUCUGUUUGACAUAUCGACAAGCCCAUAGUUUUUCUUAUUCUGCCUCUUGGCAUAAUAUUAAGUUAUUGUGCCAAUGUAUAAGAUAUAUCCCUUGUGCCAAAUGUAUAAGAUAAGAUGGAAAUAGGAUCAAUGACUGAUCUAUGAGUAAAGGUGUGUUGAUGUCUA